AGUGUGGUGUUUUAUAUCCAGUCCCAGCCAUCCGUCGUAUAGCAUGGUGCAUAAGGUCGGAUCCAUUCGUGACCAUGUAUCAAGGGACUGACUCAAUACACUUGUCCAGAAUAAGUAGGGACCAACAUGCCCUUCGAGACCGUCCUCCCGACGAAGUCAGACGAGAUGUGGAAAGGUUCCAUGAGCUCUAUGAGCUGGAAAGCGUUGUCAGCAUUGAGACCCUGCAAGAGGGAGCCAAGCUAGGGUACGACAAUGUCAACCCCAACGAUCGGAGCGGUCCAAAGGACGACUCAAUCAGUGGGGAGGAGCAACCGGGGUUUUUUCACCAGACAAAGGGGCUCAAGGCAAUUAUUCUCACUACAGCAUGUGCCGCAAUCACACAGUAAUUUGUCCUUAAACCAGGCAUUCUGUAUCAUUGCACCAGUCUGAUAUACAAAUAGAGGAUGGCAGCAAUCAUCUAUUAACGCCAGCUCUCAAGAGUGGCGGAUAGCCCUCAACAUG
Messenger RNA from Aspergillus campestris IBT 28561, 501 nucleotides. RefSeq lists its product as uncharacterized. Lineage: Eukaryota; Fungi; Ascomycota; Eurotiomycetes; Eurotiales; Aspergillaceae. The coding region runs from base 75 to 386 and encodes 103 amino acids. The transcript is spliced from 2 exons. The record is from RefSeq and is a predicted model, not a curated record.